This is a messenger RNA of Parnassius apollo (apollo), 279 nucleotides long. NCBI's taxonomy places the organism in Eukaryota, Metazoa, Arthropoda, Insecta, Lepidoptera, Papilionidae. The record is from the annotation of a GenBank genome assembly.
AUGCAUGCAGAAUCUAAGCUUCGUAAGGGAAAUCAUGAACUGAAAAGAGAUAUAAUAACAUUACGCAAGAGAUUUGAAGCCUUAAGAAAAAAACAUUACCGAAAGUCCAAAAAAAUUGACGAAUUGAAUAAAGCAUUCAAAGAAAUUAAAGAAAAAUAUCAACAAAUCACUACAAAACUUAAAGAACAUGACUGUACGAAAAAUGAAAGAGUUGAAUUGAUGGGCAAUGACGAUGAAACACCUAUGAAGCAAGCAGAUAACUUCAAAAAAGAGAAUUGA